AUGCUGGAAACUGCACAAAUAUCGGCUGAAUCAACGGCCAGGAAUUCAAAUACCUCCCCAAUUCAAAUACGAUUACCUAAACGACAUAUGCGAAGUAAUACGCAUCAAGGUUCAACAUUUUCGUCACAAAGAUUUACUCCGUUAUCGGAACAUCAUUCGGGUGUUGGUAAUGGUACUAGCAAGAAAGUUCGAUUUAAUCAUCAUCACAAUCAUUCGCAUAAUAAUCAUAUUCCUGAUUAUCAAAGUAAUCUUCGAAAUGAAAUCUCAAUUGAUUAUUCAUCAUCAUCUUCCCAGCAACAAGAGAAAGAGAACGAAGAGAACAAAAUGGUUAUCAAAUCUAAUAAUUCAGCCACACCUUCUCCACCUUCAAUAGCUAUCACAAUAGCUCCUCCUUCUCCUGCGAUGAUAAAGUCUCAGCCACCUGUUCCCCCAAGAUUGGGGUUACCUAAAUCCACUCCAAUUAUCGGGCAUUAUGCAGUGAUCAAAGUAAUUGGUAACGGAUCUUUCUCGGAGGUUAAAUUGGCGAUUGAUUUAAAGACCUGUGACAAAGUCGCCUUGAAAAUGAUACCCACAAAGGGAAUAGAAGAUAAUGAUCGAAUAAAAGCGAGCGCAUUACGUGAAGUUGAGCUAUUAAAGUUUAUGAAUCAUCCUAACGUUGUACAUUUACAUGACACUAUCGAUACGUCAACUCACUUAUGUCUGGUCAUGGAAUAUGUAGCAGGUGGAGAACUAUUCGACUACGUUAGUGACUACUACGAACAAACAUCCGAAACGGACGCAAAACGGAUAUUUUUACAACUUGUAAACGUGGUCGCAUAUCUUCACGACAACAACAUUGUACACCGUGAUUUAAAACUAGAAAAUAUACUCCUCACCGAACGUGGUCCAUCGCUAACCGGCCCAAUAAUAAAAUUGACCGAUUUCGGAUUAGCCCGAACCAUAGACCCGUCCUCUCCCAUUCUAACAACACGAUGUGGCUCCGAAGAGUAUGCCGCACCGGAACUACUAUUGAGUGGUGCAUAUGAUGGACGUCAAACUGACAUAUGGUCAUUAGGAAUCAUAUUGUAUGUGUUGUUGGUCGGGUAUCUGCCGUUUGAUUUAGAACCUGGGCAGAGGAGACGGUUCAUUAGUAAGAUUGCGCAGGCUGAUUACGAGUUUCCGAAAUCGGAAAAGGAGACUGGUCGUCGUAGUACUAUUAGUGCGGAGGCUAAAGAUCUAGUCAAAAUAAUAUUACAGAGUAAUCCUAAAAAGAGAGCUACGUUGGAUCAAAUUAGACAGCACCCUUGGUUGGAGGGAGUGGUUGUUUGA
This is a messenger RNA of Ambispora gerdemannii, 1308 nucleotides long. NCBI's taxonomy places the organism in Eukaryota, Fungi, Glomeromycota, Glomeromycetes, Archaeosporales, Ambisporaceae. The record is from the annotation of a GenBank genome assembly.